Messenger RNA from Ilex paraguariensis (yerba mate), 3487 nucleotides. NCBI's taxonomy places the organism in Eukaryota, Viridiplantae, Streptophyta, Magnoliopsida, Aquifoliales, Aquifoliaceae. The record is from the annotation of a GenBank genome assembly.
UUCUGCAAAUAACACACUUUGUCCAAAACCCUUCCGGGUCCCUCCCCCGUCUUUUUUGGUGUAUUCCACUUCUACAGUCUUCACUCAUUCGUCGGUGAGAGGAUAUCGGAACCAGCGGAUCAAUAUUACGUCGGCCAAGGAACUUUUUAACAAAUUCUGUUGUAUUACAAGAAACAAAAUCACAAUUAUAACAGCUUAAGCAUGGAAAUUGAUAUUGGGGUUUUUGACGACCUUUGUGUUUCUCAAUCGCAAUACAAAAAGAGAAAAAUUUCUCCGAGUGGCAUGUAUUCCUGUUCAUCAGGUGUGGUUUUGUUUGAGAGUGAAGCUUCCUUACCUACUUUGCGAUUGUCUGAUUAUUAUAUGGAACCUAGCUUGAGUGAAUUGGCCACUCGAGAAGUCAUGUAUCCUGGUUAUUGCAGCCGAGUUCCAGAUUUUACAGUGGGACGAAAUGGUUACGGAUGCGUCAAAUUUGUGGACAAGACUGAUGUUAGAUGUUUGGAUUUAGAUCAAAUUAUCAAGUUUGAUAGGCAUGAGUUAGUUGUAUAUGGAGAUGAAAGUGUCAAGCCCGUGGUGGGCCAGGGCCUUAACAAGGCAGCCGAAGUAACCUUGAUGCUGCAAAUAAGAUCCUCAGUAAAUUAUAGAGGAGAUCAACUGAGGGAAAUGGUGAGGAAACUGAGGCUCAUAACAGAAAAACAGGGAGCACACUUUAUUUCAUUUGACCCAUCAAAUGGUGAAUGGAAAUUCUUAGUUCACCAUUUUAGCAGAUUUGGUUUGAGCGAAGAUGAUGAAGAAGAUAUUGCAAUGGAUGAUGUGGCUCCAGAAGUUCAAAACACUGUGGAGAUGAAUGGCAGUAAUGUUUCCGAGAUUGAUGAAGAAAAUGCCAUAGUGGAUCCAAUUCUGCUUUCUCAUUCUCUUCCUGCUCAUCUUGGGCUUGAUCCUGUCAAGAUGAAUGAAAUGAGAAUGUUGAUGUUUCCUGCAGAUGAAGAGGAGGCUGAGAACUUCAAUGGCAUGCUUUCACAACAGAGACUACCUUAUAGAAAAGAAUCGUCAAGAUCCCCACUGCAACAUAUCUCCCGGAUGACAGUUCAUAGAAUUAGUCCACCAGUGACUCGAAAGACCCCACUAGCUUUGCUUGAGUACAACCCUGGUAAUUUUGGCUCAAGCUCUCCUGGAUCCAUUUUGAUGACCCAACAAAGUAGGGGCUUGCCUUCAAAGAUGAUAAAAGUAGAAGGUUUUAAGCUGGACCUCAAGCAGGAAACACCAGUAACUGGGAGCCAUUCCUGCAACAUAGUUGAUGCAGCGUUAUUCAUGGGUAGGUCCUUCCGUGUAGGGUGGGGUCCUAAUGGUGUCCUUGUUCACACUGGUGCACCUGUUGGUAGCAAUGACUCUCAGAGGGUGUUAUCUUCCGUGAUCACUUUAGAAAAGGUUGCAAUUGACAAAGUGGUCAGAGAUGAAAAUAACAAAGUCAGAGAGGAACUUACAGAAUUUUGUUUUGAUUCCCCUUUAAAUCUUCACAAGGAAAUAAAUCAUGAAACAAAAGAAGUUGGAGUGGGUUCUUUCAAACUAAAGCUGCAAACCCUUGUUUGUGAUCGUGUAAUGCUUUCAGAGAUAUGUCGGAGCUAUAUAAGAAUUGUUGAGAGGCAACUGGAGGUUCCUGGGUUAUCCUCUUCUUCUCGUAUCAUAUUGAUGCACCAAGUAAUGGUCUGGGAACUACUAAAAGUUCUGUUCUCCGUAAGGGAAAUUAGUGGACAAUUAAAGUCAGUGGAAGCUGACAAUGAGGAAGACAUGAUGCCAGAUAUGAGGGAAAGUGCUCCGGACGUUGACCAGGAAGCACUUCCGUUAAUUCGGAGAGCAGAGUUCAGUUAUUGGUUACAAGAGUGUGUUUGUCACCGGGUACAACAUGAAGUUAGCUCAUUGAAUGAAUCAAGUGAUUUAAAACACAUAUUCUUAUACCUAACAGGACGACAGCUGGAUGCAGCUGUGGAGCUGGCUGCUUCUAGAGGAGAUGUGAGACUGGCUUGUCUAUUGAGCCAGGCUGGUGGAUCCCCAGUGAAUCGUUCUGAUGUUGCUCGGCAGCUUGAUCUUUGGAGAAUCAAUGGGAUGGACUUCAAUUUUAUUGAGGAUGACAGGAUAAGAAUUUUGGAGUUGCUUGCUGGUAACAUUCGUGGUGCUUUGCAUGACAUAAAUGUCGACUGGAAAAGGUUCUUAGGAUUGUUGAUGUGGUAUCAGCUGCCACCUGACACUUCAUUGACGAUUAUUUUUCGCACUUAUCAGCAGCUUCUUGAUCAUGGAAGGGCUCCAUAUCCAGUUGCUGUUUACAUUGACGAAGGACCGGUAGAAGAGGCUGUAAAUUGGAAUGCAGAUGAACGCUUUGACCUUGCAUAUUAUCUUAUGCUUCUUCAUGCCAGUGAAGGAAACAAAUUUGGUGCUUUGAAGACCAUGUUCAGUACACUUUCCUCAACGCCUGAUGCACUUGACUACCAUAUGAUUUGGCAUCAGCGUGCAGUGUUGGAAGCAGUUGGUGCUUUCAGCUCUAAUGAUCUUCAUGUUCUUGACUUGGGGUAUAUUUCGCAGUUGCUUUGUCUAGGGCAAUGCCAUUGGGCCAUCUAUGUGGUGCUUCACAUGCCCCACCGUGACGAUUAUCCUUAUCUGCACACUAAUCUUAUCAGGGAAAUCUUGUUUCAAUACUGUGAAGUUUGGAGUGCUCAAGAACUGCAGCGUAAAUUUAUAGGAGACUUGGGCAUUCCUUCAGAAUGGCUGCAUGAGGCUCUGGCAGUAUAUUUUAAUUACCAUGGCAAUAUGUUGAAGGCUCUUGAACACUUUAUUGAAUGUGCAAAUUGGCAAAAAGCACAUUCAAUUUUCAUUAUUUCAGUUGCUCAUUCGUUGUUUUUGUCAGCCAAACACUCCGAGAUAUGGAGGCUUGCAACUUCCAUGGAAGACCACAAGUCAGAAAUUGAAGACUGGGAUUUGGGAGCUGGCAUUUAUAUUUCUUUUUAUCUAUUAAGAAGUUCCUUGCAGGAAGAUAACAAUACAAUGAGUGAGCUGGAUACCCUUGAAAACAAAAAUGAUGGUUGCAGAGACUUCAUUGGUCGUUUAAAUGAAUCCUUAGCAAUUUGGGGUGGCAGAUUACCAGUUGAUGCAAGAGUGGCAUAUUCAAAGAUGGCAGAGGAGAUUUGCCAUUUACUUGUAUCUGAUAACGGUGAGGGUUCAACACGUGAUAGUCAGUUAAGCUGCUUCGAGACCAUAUUUGGUGCACCAAUCACAGAAGAUCUGCGCGCAUACCAUUUGCAGGAUGCAGUAUCACUUUUUACAUGUUAUCUUUCAGAGGCAGCCUCAUAGUGUUUUGCUCUUUCUUUCUGAUUUUCUGAUUAAUUUAGCAGUUUAUAUGUGUUGUUAUAAAAACCGAGAAUCCUAAAUGAGUCCCGGUUGUAAACACUCAUGGCGGAGGUUUCUUGUAUCAAUUUUUCAAGUUAGUUUUUUUUUUUUU